Esox lucius (northern pike) is the source of this 2367-nucleotide messenger RNA. It is a transcript of the gene wnt2, whose product is annotated as wingless-type MMTV integration site family member 2. Gene Ontology annotation, molecular function: cytokine activity; frizzled binding. NCBI's taxonomy places the organism in Eukaryota, Metazoa, Chordata, Actinopteri, Esociformes, Esocidae. Gene Ontology annotation, biological process: neuron differentiation; multicellular organism development; canonical Wnt signaling pathway. The transcript is spliced from 5 exons. Bases 920 to 1972 code for a protein of 350 amino acids. The record is from RefSeq and is a predicted model, not a curated record. Gene Ontology annotation, cellular component: extracellular region.
CCGUAAUACUGGUGGCAUGUUGGUUUAAUGAAUUUCCCUGCUUGUUCAAUUCUUCCACGAAGAUCAUGAGAGAAUCCAAUUUGAGCAAUAAUCUCAUUCCUUCAGGAGACCACCAGACCCCGGCUCCCAAGACAAAGAAUAGACGGGAACAUUAAAUCACAUAAAGCGGAGAUCAAAGUUAAAGGAAAUACUAUGUGACAAUCGUACAGAUUUAGAAGCGAGUUCAAAAGAAUGUGAUAAUCCAAUUUUAAAUGCACACAUCUCCGUUAGUUGAGGCAUUUGAGGAAUCUGUGAAUUUAGCUUUUCCAAAUAAGUGUAUACAAUUGUUCAUUGUGCGAGAAUAUGGUGGCAUGCACCCGGCCGAUAUUAGUCACCUGGGCAUUAUUGGCAGAACUCGUAACGAAGCACACAAUUUUCUUCCAAACACGUCAAAUUGAUUGUUUUUGUUUAAACGCAGGGUUUAUCACAUCACGUUGUACCACAUUCUACACCUUGCCGCUUGGAAAUUGGCCAAGCUUGUGUCUGGUGUCAAGCUAGCCUGAACAGAUACUUUCAGACAUCUAAUUUCUUCACCUCAUUCCUGAGUCGGGACUGCCGCCCACCCCUUGUGUAAGCAAUUUAAACCUGAUAGCAGACGCUCAUCUGCCUAUCUCUGGACUGCAAAUCUUUGAUCGACUCUUGCGAUUCUAUACAUUCUCAUUGUCAUAGCUAAAGGAUUGUUAUGGUUUUUACGCACAUAAAUUCGUUCAUCCUGUAAAACAUCGUAUGAUCAUAUUUUAGCCUACAGAGCAUAACUUGAUUUGAUUUGUGCAAUUGAAAACCUUUAGACUCCUGUCUGGCGCGCGCCUGUGUUCUUUUCUAUCCAUGGAAGUGCUCCGUACAGGUGCCUGAAUGUGCACGCAGACAACACGUUAGUAAUAUGAAAUUAUUGCCAAGUGGAAUAUGUUUUUAUUUAUCUGUAGCAGUCUGCUGGUUUACGUCAAGGGUCGACGGAUCUUGGUGGUACAUGGGCACUCUCGGGUCCCAAGUGAUGUGCGACAAUAUCCCCGGGUUAGUCAACAAACAGCGGCAGCUGUGCCGCCAGCAUCCCAACAUAAUGCAGGCGAUCGGAGCCGGGAUUAAAGACUGGAUCGGGGAAUGCCAGCAUCAGUUCCAGAAUCACCGCUGGAAUUGCAAUACCAUUCCGAGAGACCACAACGUGUUCGGACGCCUACUCCUACGAAGCAGUCGAGAAGCUGCCUUUGUGUACGCCAUCUCCUCGGCCGGGAUGGUCCACACGCUGACCCGGGCCUGCAGCCAGGGAGAGCUGCAGUCGUGCUCCUGUGACCCCGCCAAGAAGGGCUCGUCCCGGGACGCCAAGGGAGCGUUCGACUGGGGUGGCUGCAGCGACCACGUGGAGCACGCCAUGCGUUUCAGCCAGGCCUUCGUAGACGCCAAGGAGAGGAAGGAGAGAGAUGCCAGGGCUCUGAUGAACCUGCAUAACAACCGAGCCGGGAGGAAGGCAGUGAAGCGGUUCAUGUCCCUGGAGUGUAAGUGUCAUGGCGUCAGUGGAUCCUGCAGCGUUCGGACCUGUUGGCUGGCACUGGCCGACUUCCGGCAAACGGGCGACCACCUGAGGCGCCGCUAUAACGGGGCCGUGCAGGUGGCCAUGAACCAAUACGGCACAGGCUUCACCGCGGCACAGCGACUCUUUAAACGUCCCGGCAAGAAUGACCUUGUCUACUUCGAGGACUCGCCUGACUACUGCAUACAAGACCCGGAGUCUGGGUCAGCAGGAACAGGAGGGCGGGUGUGUGACCGGACGUCUCGCGGCGUGGACAGCUGCGAGGUGAUGUGCUGUGGGCGGGGUUACGACACGUCGCGUGUCAGCCGCACCACCAAGUGCGAGUGCAAGUUCCACUGGUGCUGCGCCGUGCAUUGCCGGGACUGCCACCAAGAGGUGGACGUGCACACCUGCAAGGCCCAGACGUGACCGCGGUGAACCCCCAGACAACGGAGCCCUAUUCUGUAUAUAGUGCAUUAACCCGCGGGCCAAAUUAGGGCACUAAAUGGGAGCAGGGCGCCGUUUGGAUGUGGCGUCAGAGUCAAUGUGACUUGCACUUAAGAGAAAACCGGGUUUAACCACCCUGUAGACUAAUCCACCAAGAACACCUUUUUACGGUCCAGUUAACCAACAUCAAUUUGUUCUUCCUUCACAUUCCAUUAUAUUUAUUUACUGUUUCUUUGAGUACCAAAAAAAAAAACAUUUCUGAAAUGUAUUCAAAUUUUUAUGUAAAUACAAACGAUGUAAUUUAAAUAAAGUUUAGUGUAUAGUUUAUGGAAACUGUUAAUAAAGCAGACCUGACCACAUUCAAUGUACCUAAUCAG